Loa loa (African eye worm) is the source of this 204-nucleotide messenger RNA. RefSeq lists its product as hypothetical. The annotation marks the transcript as partial. The transcript has 2 exons. The record is from RefSeq and is a predicted model, not a curated record. Lineage: Eukaryota; Metazoa; Nematoda; Chromadorea; Rhabditida; Onchocercidae.
GUGCCCAAUUAACUCCAAUAUAUGCGCUAACAUUACCAAUUGCUAUCGUAUGGACAGAAAAACAUACCAAGAAAACUACUCAAGAAAAUCAUCAAAAAGUUUUGGAAUUAAAUGGCAAUGAAGCAGCUAAUCAUUAUUUUACAAUUUUUGAAACACCUGAAGAAAGGAAUGUUCGAAAAUUGCAAGGAGGAUCAUUUAGACAGU